Lipotes vexillifer (Yangtze River dolphin) is the source of this 2951-nucleotide messenger RNA. It is a transcript of the gene LIN54, whose product is annotated as lin-54 DREAM MuvB core complex component. The record is from RefSeq and is a predicted model, not a curated record. The transcript has 13 exons. NCBI's taxonomy places the organism in Eukaryota, Metazoa, Chordata, Mammalia, Artiodactyla, Lipotidae. Gene Ontology annotation, biological process: regulation of DNA-templated transcription. Bases 323 to 2569 code for a protein of 748 amino acids. Gene Ontology annotation, cellular component: nucleus.
CUGCUGAGCUGUGAUGGUGAUGACGAGGUGAAAAUGGCGGAUCUUUCGAAAUACAAUCCCGGCCCCUGACAUACCAGAGGCGGCGGCCGCGGCGGCGUCGCCACCCGGGCUCCCUCCUUGGCCCCCGGGAUCCCUGUAGCGCUCCAGUUCGUGCAGACUGGGGAAGGAAGCGGCUGGCCGGAGCUACCGUGCACAGGCAAAACAAGCACCGCCCGGGCUCGGAAUUGCCCGGGACCUUCUGGAGUCCCCACCUCGGAGCCGGAGGGAGGAGACAGCGGCAGCCGCCGGAGUGCCUGAUCAACUUUCUAGCAGGAGAACGAUCAUGGAGGUGGUGCCAGCUGAGGUGAAUAGUUUGCUUCCAGAGGAGAUAAUGGACACUGGUAUAACUUUAGUGGAUGAUGAUAGUAUUGAGGCUGUUAUUGUUUCAUCCCCAAUUCCCAUGGAGACAGAACUGGAAGAAAUUGUCAACAUAAAUUCUACUGGUGACUCUACAGCCACGCCCAUUUCCACGGAACCAAUAACAGUGUACAGUAACCACACUAACCAAGUUGCAGUGAAUACCACAAUUACUAAAGCAGAUUGUAAUACCACGGUGAAACCAGCUUUUCCAAGUGGCCUUCAAAAACUUGGUGCUCAGACUCCUGUGACUAUAUCAGCCAAUCAGAUUAUUUUAAACAAAGUAUCACAGACAUCUGAUCUUAAACUUGGCAAUCAGACCCUUAAACCAGAUGGACAGAAGUUAAUUUUAACAACUUUGGGCAAGUCUGGUUCACCAAUUGUUUUAGCACUACCCCAUAGCCAACCCCAGGCUCAGAAAGUUACAACUCAGGCCCAGUCAGGAGAUGCUAAGUUACCACCGCAGCAAAUUAAAGUAGUUACCAUUGGAGGGAGGCCAGAGGUGAAACCUGUCAUUGGUGUCUCAGCAUUGACCCCAGGAAGUCAACUGAUUAAUACUACAACUCAGCCCUCUGUGUUACAGACCCAACAGUUAAAAACAGUACAGAUUGCGAAGAAACCUCGAACUCCAACCUCUGGUCCAGUAAUCACGAAGCUGAUCUUUGCAAAACCAAUUAAUAGUAAAGCAGUUACAGGACAGACAACUCAAGUAUCACCACCAGUCAUUGCAGGUAGGGUUCUUUCACAGUCUACUCCCGGGACUCCAUCAAAGACCAUAACAAUAUCUGAAAGUGGUGUUAUUGGAUCAACUUUAAAUUCUACAACACAGACACCAAAUAAAAUAGCCAUCUCACCUUUGAAAUCGCCAAAUAAGGCAGUGAAAUCAGCUGUGCAGACCAUCACUGUUGGAGGAGUGAGCACAUCACAAUUUAAGACAAUUAUUCCUCUGGCAACUGCUCCCAAUGUCCAGCAGAUUCAAGUGCCUGGAAGCAAGUUUCAUUAUGUCCGACUUGUUACUGCCACAACAGCCAGUAGCUCAACCCAGCCAGUUAGUCAGAAUCCCAGUACAAACACUCAGCCUCUUCAGCAAGCAAAGCCAGUGGUCGUUAAUACCACCCCAGUGCGGAUGUCAGUGCCACUUGUCUCAGCGCAGACUGUCAAACAAGUUGUUCCGAAACCGAUCAAUCCAACUUCCCAAAUAGUCACCACCAGCCAGCCACAGCAGCGGCUUAUCAUGCCUGCCACCCCACUGCCACAAAUCCAGCCAAACCUCACGAACCUGCCACCAGGCACUGUGCUGGCACCGGCUCCAGGAACAGGGAAUGUAGGCUAUGCGGUGCUUCCUGCUCAGUAUGUGACUCAGCUACAGCAGUCUUCCUAUGUGUCUAUAGCAAGCAACUCUAACUUUACCGGAACACCUGGUAUCCAGACCCAAGCAAGGCUUCCGUUCAAUGGCAUAAUGCCAUCAGAGUCUGCCAGUCGGCCCAGAAAGCCUUGUAAUUGUACAAAAUCGCUGUGUUUGAAAUUAUACUGUGAUUGCUUUGCAAAUGGUGAAUUUUGCAACAACUGCAAUUGUACUAAUUGUUAUAAUAACUUGGAACAUGAAAAUGAAAGGCAAAAAGCAAUAAAGGCAUGCCUUGACAGAAAUCCGGAAGCUUUUAAGCCCAAGAUAGGGAAAGGAAAGGAGGGAGAAUCAGAUCGACGUCACAGCAAAGGAUGUAAUUGCAAACGAUCAGGAUGUCUUAAAAACUACUGUGAAUGCUAUGAGGCAAAAAUAAUGUGUUCCUCAAUAUGCAAAUGUAUUGGCUGUAAGAAUUUUGAAGAAAGCCCAGAAAGAAAGACGUUGAUGCACUUGGCAGAUGCAGCCGAAGUAAGGGUACAGCAACAAACAGCAGCAAAGACUAAGUUAUCCUCUCAGAUUUCGGACUUGCUUACUAGGCCAACACCAGCUUUGAAUAGUGGAGGAGGAAAAUUGCCAUUUACGUUUGUCACUAAGGAAGUAGCUGAAGCCACGUGUAACUGCCUUCUUGCCCAGGCGGAGCAGGCAGACAAGAAGGGGAAAUCAAAGGCAGCAGCUGAACGGAUGAUACUUGAGGAAUUCGGGCGAUGUUUGAUGAGCGUCAUCAACUCUGCAGGAAAAGCAAAAAGUGACCCUUGUGCCAUGAAUUGCUAACUCUUGCACAAAAGACUGAUAAAUCGAACUGUACAGAAAAUUGAAGGUGCAGGGACACUUGAUUUUCUGGAAGAUAGUUUAACAAUUAUUGUAUUGUUAGUUCAGUCUUGUGAGACCUGAAAUUAUAAUAUUGAAAGAGGAGAAAUUUUAAACGAGGAAAUUACAUUUUAAAUCUUAGUUAAAUCUGCUUAUGCCCCUUCUAAAUUGAAUUUUUCUUUAUUGUAUUAUAUAGAUUUUUAAUUUGCUUGGGUUUCUUAAGAACUAGAUGUUCUGUCCUUCUGAUUCUAUUGACAAAGAACAUUUAUAAAUUACUAUUAUAUAAUUUAUAAUGUAUGGCGUUGUAUGACUUUGUUCCAGUAGAAAAAGCCAAAGAAGCACUGGU